CAAGAAUACAAAUUUUCAAAAGUGCAACCGUGGUCAGUGAUUACCAUCCACUUGAUUACCCACCCGACACGCAAUCGUCAACGACCACAACAAGGUUCACCCGGCAUCUCCACUUCGCAUGUGAACGCCGACCAGCCUUGACUCAUAUUCGCAGUACAACAAUACUUUGUCAUCCACAUAUUCUACACCUCCUUCUUUCACUCUCUCACUCACCGACAUUCCCAAUUCCUUAACCAUGCCUCUAGCCAUGAUGCAGCCUCUGAGCAGACCGCCAUCGCGCGAUCUAGCACUCAGCACAGCACAACGAUUAUCACGAGAAGCGACAUUCCAACUUGCCGAGACUGCUCGAAGAAAGUCACUCAACAAAGAAGUACACGACGAUCUCCGCCUCAGACUCAGCCAUGAACACCUGUUGGAUGCAUUAUUACAAGACAUUGCUCGAUCAGAACGAGAACUCCAAACUUCACCAACCGAAGACAAAUACCUGAUGCAAUCAGAACGCAAAAGACCCGAAGAAUCCAAGAGGAUACCGCAGCCAAAGUAUGACGACUACGGCUUCCCAAUGGAAGAGGACGAUGGCGAGGAGGACAUGGGUGGACUCUCAUUAAUGAGAACGCAAUCAAGAAAACCGACAAGAUGAUUGAUUCUCUUUGCUACAUCCACCAUGACCUGUCACGACUCUGAGCAUUUGAACGAGAUACCCAACUCUGCAGCAUAAGCGCUUUUACCACGGCCCAUUUUGGUCGAAAUUGAACUGGGCCAGAUUGCCCUCGAUACCAACAUUUAAUACCACCGAGCAACAACCACUCGAAGACUUUCCAACAUCCAUGAGUAUGAAUCGUGCACUAUGCAGCCAUACUACAAUCUGGAUAUCGAAACAAUUGGUUGAUACAAAAGGGACCAGAAUUGAAUUGAUCAGACCGCGAAAUAUGGACUCGGACUCAAGGAUAGGAAUUGAACUUGCGGGAACAGCAAUUGGCAUAGGCAAUUGGAUGAGGCUCUGCACUCUACACCUAUGUCUGCUCUUUCACCAUGAUCUUCCUCACCUUGAACCAAAUCCUCGUCGACACGAUCGACACGAUCCAACAUUCUGUCUCUACCCUUCUGACAUUGUACUGGGCGCCAGCGCACCCUCUACAUCUGAUACAUAGCCUAUAGGAUCAAAUAGAUCAGAAAAAAAUCAGAAAUUUUUCACUAUGUGA
This is a messenger RNA of Exophiala mesophila, 1202 nucleotides long. RefSeq lists its product as uncharacterized. The record is from RefSeq and is a predicted model, not a curated record. NCBI's taxonomy places the organism in Eukaryota, Fungi, Ascomycota, Eurotiomycetes, Chaetothyriales, Herpotrichiellaceae. The transcript has a single exon. Bases 236 to 640 code for a protein of 134 amino acids.